Molecule: messenger RNA, 2793 nt
Organism: Meloidogyne enterolobii
Lineage: Eukaryota; Metazoa; Nematoda; Chromadorea; Rhabditida; Meloidogynidae
Source: the annotation of a GenBank genome assembly
AUGUAUUACCAACAUCAACAGCAAAUCCCUCAACAACAACCGUCAUUAGCGACAAAUGCUUAUCCAAUGCAAUAUCCGCCACAACAACCACCUUCACAUCCACAGCCAUUUCCAAGUGUUCCUCAAGUACCACCACAACCGCCUAGACAAAACUUUGAUCCAAACACAGUACAGCAACAACCUGGUGUUAUGCCAAAUCACAUUGGAAACUACCAACAGCAAAUGUUGCAACAACAGUAUGCACCGCAACAAAUGACGCCGUCUUCCAUUGCUGGAUUUGUACCACCUACAGCUACCACUGGAGCAGGUUUUCCUUCUGCUCCUCUAACAGGAUUUCCUCCUGCUCCUCCAGGAGCUUUUCCUCCUGCAGCUGGAUUUCCUUCUGCUCCUGCAGCAAGUUUUCCUCCUGCUCCUGCAUCAGGCUUUCCUCCAGCUCCUGUAGGAGGCUUUCCACCAGCUCCUGCAGCAAGUUUUCCUCCUGCUCCUGCAUCAGGCUUUCCUCCAGCUCCUGUAGGAGGCUUUCCACCAGCUCCUGCAGGAGGCUUUCCUCCUUCUCAUGCAUCAGGCUUUCCUCCAGGCCCUCCGCAACCUCAGAAGCAACGCUUAGAUCCAGAAAUGGUCCCAAGUAUUAUUCAAGUUAUAGAAGAUGAUCGAAGUUCACGAUCUGGCCUUUUUCCGACUGGAUUUCCGCAAGCUGAACUGCCUCCAUUAACUACAACUGAAUUUGUUGCUCAGGAUCAGGGACCUGUUCGUUGUCAACGCUGUAAAGCUUAUAUGUGUCCAUUUAUGGAGUUUAUUGACGGAGGACGAAAAUUUCGAUGUCCUUUUUGUAAGGCUAACUCCGCAGUUCAAGACGCAUAUUUUGCACAUUUGGAUCAUUCUGGCCGUCGAACUGAUAUUCAACACCGACCUGAACUCUUUCUUGGUUCUUACGAAUUUAUGGCGACAAAACAAUAUUGCAAGAAUGGGAUUCCACCGAAACAACCUGCUUUUAUUUUUAUGCUUGAUGUUUCUUAUAAUUCUGUGCGAAGUGGUUUAGUUGAGCUUUUCUGUAAAAAUAUUGUUGAAAUUCUGCGCGAUUUGCCGAAAGAUAAUUUAUCUAAUAAAUCUACUAUGCUUAUUGGUUUGGCUACUUAUGAUCAAUCGGUGCAUUUCUAUAAUUUAAAUCAUCCGGAGCAUGCUGAGAUGCUUGUUGUUAAUGAUGUUUCAGACAUUUUUGUGCCUUUUGUUAAAGGUUUCUUUGUAGAGCCUCAAGCAGCUGAAAAAGCGUUGACUAGUUGUCUUCGUGAGAUUAUCAACAAUUUCUAUAAUACUCGUAUUACCGAAGUUGGCCUUGGUCCUGUUAUUCAAGCUGGAUUAGAUGCACUCAAAAAUUCUGAAAGAUCAGGCAAGCUUUUUAUUUUUCACUCGUCAUUACCAACUCUUGCUGCACCUGGCCAGCUUAAAAAUAGAGAAGAACGCAAACUUCUCGGGACAGACAAAGAAAAGACUGUUCUUACGCCUGCUGUAGAUUUUUAUGGAAAACUUGGAGAAGAUUGUGUAAAAUAUGGUUGUGCAGUCGAUGUUUAUCUGUUUCCCAAUGCUUUUAUUGAUGUUGCAAGUAUUUCACCUGUAGUUGCAACAACUGGUGGUUCAAUCUACAAAUACCAAUAUUUUGAUGCUGAUCAAGAUGGGGUUCGCUUUUUAAGCGAUCUGCGACAUGGAAUAAGUCGCGAAAUUGCUUUUGAUGUGAUGUUACGGUUGCGAACUUCUACGGGGAUUCGUCCUACUGGUUUCUUUGGUAAUUUUUAUAUGCAAAAUACUACGGAUGUUGAGUUGAGUGCAAUUGAUAGUGAUAAAUCUGUUCAAAUAGAAAUUAAAUACGAUGAUAAAUUGGAUGAGCGUGAACCUGCUUAUUUUCAAUUGGCUGUUCUCUUCACCAGUUGUAGUGGACAGCGACGACUACGGAUUCAUAAUUUGUAUCGUCAUUUAGAUGAAGAUUGUUUGGUUAGCCAUUUGUUUAAACAAGCCGAGCAAACUGUACGCGACAAAUGUCCAAAGGAGAUGCGUGAUGAAUUGACUUUGCGUGCUGCACAGAUCCUAGCUGCAUACCGUGAAAAAUGCAGCGAGCCCGCACCUAUGGGGCAACUUAUCUUGCCUGAAUUUGCAAAACUUCUUCCACUCCAUAUCAAUUGCAUUGUAAGGCAUGAUUCAUUAAAUGGAGGUGCGGAAUUAACAGUCGAUGAUCGCGCCUGGAUGAUGAGCUUAGUUCCCUCUAUGACUCCUCUAGCAAUCCAACAGUUCCUAUAUCCACGUAUCUACAUAAUCACUUCCCUCUGUUCUUCUGUUGGAAACAGCAGUGGCAGUACUGAAUCACUUAAAAACGAUAGUGGAUGUGUGACGAAAAUGCAAGGUUCUCCAGACUUCCCGGCGCCAAUUCGUGCAUCAUUUGACUAUUUCUCCCCAGAUGAGGCCUAUUUAAUUGAUAAUGGUUUGGUUGCUUUUAUAUGGGUUGGUUCUGGUGUGCCAAGUAGCUGGCUGAAAGACGUAUUCAACGUUUCCUCGAUUGCACAAUUGGACACAGAAAAGUUGCCUUUCUAUGACAAUGACUGUUCACAAGCGUUGCGUCACCUUUGGACACACUUAAAUGAAAACAGGGAGAGGGCACUGAAGUUAUUCAUCGUGAAGGAACAAGAUGCAUUAGAAUCGUGGAUGAAGAAAUUUUUGGUUGAGGAUCGAUAUGCGAAUAAUGCCCACUCUUAUGUAGACUUCCUUUGCCUAAUACACCGCGAGAUACGUUCCCUCAUCUCUUGA